Pseudomyrmex gracilis is the source of this 1062-nucleotide messenger RNA. RefSeq lists its product as uncharacterized. The transcript has a single exon. Lineage: Eukaryota; Metazoa; Arthropoda; Insecta; Hymenoptera; Formicidae. The record is from RefSeq and is a predicted model, not a curated record. The coding region runs from base 1 to 1062 and encodes 353 amino acids.
AUGGCCAUGUUGGGUACGGAGAUACUGGUCCGUGCCAUCCAGCGCCUUGGUUUACGGGUGGCCCCCGAGAAGACGGAGGUGGUUGCUUUUGCCGGCCGCCACCACGAUCCGUUGCCGGAGGGAAUCCAGCUUGCUGGAGCCCAUGUGCCCGUUCGUCGGCACAUUAAGUAUUUGGGACUACUGGUCGACGGACAGUGGUCGUUUCGCGCCCACUUUCAGGCAGUCCUGGAGAAGGGGGAACGGGUGGCCUCCUCGUUGGGACGGCUUAUGCCGAAUUUGCACGGCACAGGCGAGCGACAACGCCGCCUUUACGCGAUGGUGGUCAACUCCAUCGUCUUGUAUGGGGCCCCGGUGUGGGCUGACGAUCUUCUCCGCUGUAGGUGGGGGUGCGUCGCGCUCCGCCGGCUCCAGCGGACGAUGGCUUCGCGCCUUGUGUGCGCGUACCGGACGGUGUCCGGCGUGGUAGCGGGGAUGCUCGCCUGCACUCCACCAUUCGAGCUGCAGGCUCAGUGUUUGAGUCGGGCGUUCCGUGCAACGCGUGAUCCCCCACCGGGUGAUCCCUUUCCUGACGUCGCGGAGCUGCGGCGCAAGGCGCGCAAGGAGAUGAUUCGGCAGUGGAGCGCUCGCGUGCGCGACCCCAGACUGCCGGGCGCGGAGGUACGGUUCGCCUUGGGCCCCGUCCUCCGCAAGUGGGUUGACCGACCACAUCGGGGUCAGUUGACAUACCGGACGACACAGAUGCUCGCUGGCUACGGCAGCUUCGGCGAAUAUCUGCACCGUAUUGGCAAAGCGAGAACGCCAAAAUGCGAGCAUUGUGACGCAGCCGUUGACACGGCUCGUCACACGCUUGCCGAGUGCCCUGCAUGGAAAGCCGAACGCAGAGCACUCUGUAAGGUAGUCGGACCGGACCUGUCCCUGGCGGUGCUAUUCCGCGGCAUGGCCACCGACGUUGUUGUGUGGGAUGCGGUCGUCUCCUUUAGCGAAGCAGUAAUGCUCGCUAAGGAGACGGCGGAGAGAGAUAGAGAAGCCAGGGGACGUUCCCCUGUUGGUAGUGCCGAGUAA